AGCAGGAUGCAUAAGCUCAAUCUCUUGGUAGCUUUUUUGUUCUUGUGCCAAUUUGGCAAUUCCAUGUCUACGUCCAACAGUACGACUAAGUUGGAUGACCCGGAAAUUGGUGUAGUCAAAUCUGCUGAGCGAGCUACAAACUUUCCCAUACAAAUUGGCAAUAAAUUUUAUCACUUGGAGACAAAAGCGCAUUUAAAUUGGUUUGAAGCUGCUAACAAAUGUCGUGAGCUAGGAGGCUAUCUGCUUAACAUUGAGAGCAGUGAGGAAAUGGACGCACUCAUAUCCCUUUUACCAACGGGGCAACAAUGGUUUUGGACAUCUGCACAUUGCCUUGCAGGAAAUAGGAAGUUUAUAUCGGUAACAACUGGAGAGCCCAUGCCUUAUAUGAGAUGGCAUAAUGGUCAGCCAGACAACCAAGGAGGGCAUGAAAACUGCGUGGAGCUCACCUCCAUUCCUGUAGAGAGAAAUACUUAUGCUUUGAAUGAUUGGCUAUGUAGGAUCAGACAUAAUUACAUAUGCCAAGCUAAAACUGUAUAA
Molecule: messenger RNA, 537 nt
Organism: Drosophila busckii
Lineage: Eukaryota; Metazoa; Arthropoda; Insecta; Diptera; Drosophilidae
Product: C-type lectin 37Db-like
Exons: 2
Coding region: 7-537 (176 amino acids)
Biological process (GO): biological process involved in interspecies interaction between organisms
Cellular component (GO): external side of plasma membrane
Molecular function (GO): carbohydrate binding
Source: RefSeq, a predicted model, not a curated record